AUGACCCGGCCCUUGAUUGUCCGAGCGGACACAAUUGACCUGCAACACCAUCACGCCCCCUCGACCCAGGACCAUCCCGCAGACCGCGCCCACAGACCGUCCCGAAACCCCUUCUCCAGCCCGCCCGUGCUGCUCGCUCCGCACCAGGCAGAGACCCUUCGCGACGUCGCCCACGAGACCUCCCGAGACCACGCGCGCAGUCCCUGGGCUGCAACCGACACCGACAACGGCCGACCAACCUCUACAAGCACCGCCGACGGCAUGGACGUGUACCAGCAGCACCAGCACCAGCAGGACUCGCUGGCCGCCGCCCAUAAUGGCAACGCGGCCGACGACGACGACAUCGAGGACGAUGGCGACCUGGAUGACGACAUGAUGGAUCGCAUCUCGAGUUCGCCUUCCAUCGAAGAUGGUGCGUGCAGCUCCGCCGUCACUCCCGUGGCCUGGCCGCGGCGAGUGUCUUCCCUGUCCUCCAUCCCGCGGACCCCCUGGACGUCACUGCACCUGCACGCGAGCCCUCACUCCCCUUCUCCCACUCCAGCUCCCAGCACGCCAGACACAGAUUUUUUGCACCAGAUUCGCAUUGCCCAAGAUCAUCAUCAUCUUCUUGCGGGUGAGUAUGUCGAUUGUAGCGACAUCGAUGACGAGAACCGCGACACCGACCCCGGCGAAGACGAGACGGAACGGCGCAAUCUCGCGGUAGACGAAGUUGACGGCGCGUUCAUACAAGAUCCAGCUAGUCACCGUGUGGGCACUGUCGAUGACGAGACGCACGAGGCGGAAUGCGACUGCGACUACGACUGCGACCGCGGCUGCGAUAACAGCCAGGACCUUUGCGCGCACCAGAAUGAAGCCGACCCCGACCCCGACCCCGACUCCGACGCCGAUCUGCCGCUCACGAUACCCUACAACAAGUCCUUUGAAGAAGAUGAUGACUCCGACUUCUCCCUCCCUGACGACCCACGCUUCAUUGACUAUGGUUGGGCAGCAGAGUGCUUACAUGAACCAGAGGACAUUGAUUUCGAAUUCGUCUACGCCCUCCACACCUUCGUAGCUACCGUCGAGGGCCAAGCCAAUGCGACUAAGGGUGACACCAUGGUUCUGCUGGAUGAUAGCAACAGCUACUGGUGGCUGGUCAGAGUAGUCAAGGAUAGCAGCAUUGGCUACCUGCCGGCCGAGCACAUUGAAACGCCGACCGAGAGGCUCGCUCGUCUGAACAAGCACAGGAACAUUGAUCUCUCCGCCUCCAUGUUGACCGAUCAACAGCAGCCGCCCAAGCAAAAGAGCGGCUUCUCCAUUGGCAUCAAGAAAAAGGCCACGGUCGCUUUCGCAGACCCCACCUAUUUCGACUACUCUGACCACGACUACUCCUCGGAAGAGGAAGAUGCCGAUGAGGCCUCGGAGGCUACCCAGCAGAAGAAGCAGGCGACGCCAGCAGACGACGAGGAUACGACAGAUGAGAGUGCCCGCGUGGAGCCGCUAAAGACCAACAAGUCCAAAACCGCGGCCAAACCGGCGGACAAGACCCAGGACGACUCGUCAGACGACGAGGACCUGCGAGGCAGCCUCGACAUUGUGGAGAAGCGGGACGGCCCCAGCAUAUCUCGCAACGGUAACAUUAGGAACACCGACUCUUUCUUCAAGGACGAAACAGCGGAAACCAAGAAGAUUACCCUUACGCCGAACCUGCUGCGGGACGACGGCCCUCGGGAGUCCACCGACUCCAUGUCUUCUGGCAAGCCCCGGACGAGCCUGGAUAGGUUCGAAAAGGAGCUCAUGUCGGACAAGGACAGGAAGAAGAGCAAAGAAAAGGACAAGGGCGGCAAGGACAAGAAGCCCGGCGGUCUGCGAGGCUUCUUCUCCAGAAAGGACAAGAAGCAGUCGCCCGACGACAGGCCCGAGGGUGAAUCCCGCGACAGCGAGGAGCGCCACUCAGAGGAGCAGCAUUCGUCUCCCGAAAAGGCGGCCAGGCAGCCCGCCAAGCUGCACAAGCAGCAAGCCCGCCUCGAGCCCACCGUUAACAACAAGGCGCCGCAGGCUUCAACCGUGGAGCUUGCUUCUUACCUGGCCGAAAGCCGCAUCAACGACGUCUCCAACGUUCCUCCGCCCUCGAUGCGCAUCGUCAACCCCGAGACCAACGAGACGCAAGAGGUCCCCUCACACCAGCCGCCUCGUGGACGCCCGUCUUUGGAAAAAGAGGCGCCGUCUCCCACCACCCGCCGCGGAGCAGAGGUGGCCACCAGCCCGCGAUCUGCCACCGCACCUCGCGCGCUCAACCACCUGGAUCUGUCCGAUUCGGACGAGUCAGACGAUGGCGACGCCAUUCUCGACCAGAUGCCCCAGCCCAAUUCAUCUACGCCCAUCAAGGCCACCAAAGCGCCGCAAGACGACGAGGUGGAGGAGCCCAUCAUUCCGGGCUCUUUCCCCGAGAGCAACGCAUCCGCUGCUGCUGAUAAGACUCCCGUUCCACAGCCUGCUCCACUCAAACCCGGCGCUCGCUCGCACUCCGUGUCUCCCGUGUCUCCGGUUGCCUCGUCGGAACCUCCUGCUCUUAUGGUGGAUACUUCGUCCCCAGACGACCGGUCACCUUCCGCAUCGCCCUCUCCCGAGCUUACCCAGUCUGCCGAGGAUAGAUCCAAGAGCAGCUCCUCGUCCACAGGCAGCAAGGAGCAGACCUGGGACGACAUGAAGCUGCGUGCCUUCUUCGACGAGCCCGACCACAUCCGCGAUCUCUUGGUCGUUGUGUACGACAAGACCGACGUGGUGCCCGCGAGCAGCGACCACCCGGUUGUGGGUGGCUUGUUUCGGGAACAGAAUGCCAAGUUGGCAGAGAUAACGACGCAACUUGACAACAUGCUCGGGGAUUGGCUGGCCAGGAAACAGCGAACUCGAGGAGGGUCCCGUUGA
This is a messenger RNA of Trichoderma citrinoviride, 2907 nucleotides long. RefSeq lists its product as hypothetical. Gene Ontology annotation, biological process: establishment or maintenance of actin cytoskeleton polarity. Lineage: Eukaryota; Fungi; Ascomycota; Sordariomycetes; Hypocreales; Hypocreaceae. The transcript is spliced from 6 exons. Gene Ontology annotation, molecular function: protein binding. Gene Ontology annotation, cellular component: microtubule cytoskeleton; cell tip. Bases 1 to 2907 code for a protein of 968 amino acids. The record is from RefSeq and is a predicted model, not a curated record.